GAUAAGAGAGCAAGGGAAUCCACACAACCCAAGAGAGAAGGAAGGAGGAGAGCAGUCCGCAGGUUCGUUCUUCAGUGCGUAGCUCUGAUUGUUUGAGCCAUAACUUGAGAUUUACUCAUCCAAAUAAGGAGUGCGAGAUACCAACAGAAAGAUCUCAAGACGAGGAAUCCGUGAAGGUCUGGUUUGCAUCAAUCGGAGUAGUGGAAGGCUUCCAAAUCGACCGAGAAAAACACGACCUCGCAGGAUACGUUUUUGUAUUCAAAGUUAGGGAACAAUUUCAUCGGGAAACACCCGUUCUAGGGACUGUUUUUGUGUCUUCGGUUAGGAGUUGGACUAGCACUUUGAAGAGGCGGUUUAACACUCAAUUCCAAGCAAGGAAUCAGUCCUCAAUCUUCCUUGGCCGAGGCUUUGGUCAUUGGAUCGAGAAGGAAAGUUUUAAAGCUCAUUUGAGGUUGAGGCUAGAGUUUGCAUCCUGUGCUCGUUGAUCGAGUGAUUCCUAGGAGAGAAGACUUGGUUCGUGCUUCCUCCGUUCCAUUUGAAACAUAAAUAAAUUUGCUCAUGGAUAUUUUACUAUAGAGCCUGCGUGCUCAUCAAAUGCCUUGUGUGGCCUUCUUGUUUUAAACAAUGUUUUCCGCUGCGUUUUGAAUUACUUAUUAUGUUUGUUUAUGGAUGUAUACGUGUGAAUGAUAUUCAAGACGCCUUGUAUAAUAUGAAUGUGUUGGACUGCGGUUGACUAUUCGUAUUGUACGGCGGAUUGUCGAUGUGUCCGGGGAGGUCCGGGGCGUGACAGUAAGCUCGCUCGUUUUGGCAAUAAUUUAGGAUCUUGUCGCAUGAGAGAUCAACCUGGACCCCUAAAUUAUUGUACUCUACGCCGCGAGAGCGCCUUCAGAGUUCAAUGCAAAUGGUGUCUCUGUCCCACAAAGUGGUUUUCUUUCACUGGACGUUGUCCAACAACACCUCGAGGGUUUAGCACUCAACCCCAAAACGUCCUCUGAAGAUCCCAAUCUCCUGAUACAUGCUGAAAAUCCCAAACAGAGUUCUAUGAUUGCCAUUCACGAGCCUGAACGUGUCACUCUUCCCACACAUACUGAACAUGAAGAAGCGGUGACUAUAUAUAAUGGCAUGGAUUCUGUUGUGGUAGUCGAUGUCACUGACGAUCAAGAGCACAUGCCUAAACGAAAAGCAGUCCAACCUUGCCGCUAUACCCCUGGAUCCGAUGCUAUCAAAAAGAAUAAAAAAACCAUUACUAUGCCCAAUGCUUUUCCUAUAAGUGCUGAUCCAUUUGCGGGCUUCAAGUCAAUUUCAGAGCGAGUUAACUUCCAAAAAUUCAUCAUGCAAGGCAUUGCGAAAGACCACCGUGAAAACACAAAUGGUGCAAAGUAUAGCCCUGCUACUGACGCCAAUUUUUAUCUAGAUCUAGACCCCGGAAUGGAGAUAGAAUCAAAGACGUGGCUCUACAAGCUCUAUCAAUCAGGGCAGUGCCUCGAUUCAACUCAUAUAAUCGUGAUAAUGUUUUACCUCCGCAUGAAGGCUGCCUCCUUAAACUAUACUCAAAAGUUGUCAACUGCUGAGCCGACGUUUGCAAGCCAUCUCAACACAUUAUUUGAUGCAUACGCCACAGGCUUCACUAAUCCAACAAAAUCAGCGUACGACGGGUUCUUCGAGGACAACGUAGAUGGUGAUCCAACUAUGUAUCUGUUACCAUGGUUGGCAUCUGACUACGUCUACAUUCCCCUUAAUAUGCCCAACACGCAUUGGUUGUUAGUAGUGUUGGAUGUUCGUGACCGUAUCUUACGUGUGUAUGAUUCUAAUAACAGAAGAUAUGCCCCGACCAAAAAGUUUUUACACGAGUUGCGAGGCAUGAUUAAUUAUCUUCCGAUACUAUUAUCAAUUAAGCAAUCUGUCUCUAACACUAGUGUGACUUCACAAAUUUCCCCUUAUGAUAUUGAGAUGGUUCGCGGUGUCCCUCAACAAGUGAACAGUGGCGAUUGCGGUGUCUUUUUGCUGAAGCUGGCUGAAUUACUUCAAAUGGGCAUCAAUAUAAGUUCUUUGCUACCUAUGAAGAUUCCUGACUAUCGCGCAAAAUGGGCUCAUGAUCUCUUCACUUAUGGUUCAGAACGGGCUAGACGCAAAUACAUUUAGAACUAUACUUAUUAAUGACUUGUUUUUGUUUGCAAUGAAGAUCAAGAAUUUUUGUUUAUUUCCCUAGAUUCGUACUAGUGCUAUUCUUGAUACUUUUGCAAGAAUAUGUUUUUAUAUAUAUUAAGUAUUGCUGGUCUGCUACUAUUUCAAAGGCAAUUUAAGAUGAAUAAAAUUCAUGCAGUUCAAAUACCAA
This is a messenger RNA of Cuscuta epithymum, 2335 nucleotides long. The record is from the annotation of a GenBank genome assembly. NCBI's taxonomy places the organism in Eukaryota, Viridiplantae, Streptophyta, Magnoliopsida, Solanales, Convolvulaceae.